UUCGUACUUGUUAAAAUUUGCCAGAUGUCGAUAGGACGUAAUGUGGUAGUGUGUCGAAUCGCAUACCACUUUUAUUUACAGAUUGAUAAAAUCGAAAAGGUGACAAUACAAAGUAAAAGUAAUAAAGUACGCUGUUGGCAGCUAAAAGUAGCAGCUAAGACCCGUGCAUACGUUGCAUUUUGUGAAUAUUGUUUAAUGAUAAUAAAUUCUUAGUAAUUUGACGUAGAUUGACAUAUCGUUUCGCAAGUAGUUUCCACGGAGCAGCAUUUGUGUUCUUAUAGUGAAUAACAUCGGUGUGGAAUUUUCUCAGUUUAGUUCGGUUUAAGCUAAAAUCAGUGUUUGUCGUGAAGAUUGUGACAAAAGGAAUAGUGAUUAUUGUUAGUGUGUUUGUGAUUAACGCAUAACUAUGUACGUGCAAAACUUUCUUGUUGGCAAUGAUUGCUUAAAGAUAUGUGAGGGAGCGACAAAUAAACAGGAUAUAACUUCAUAAUGGGGUAUUCAAUACUGCGGCAGUCUCGUAUCGCUGCCAACGAUGUUGCGACCGGAGUCACCCCUCGCUGACCACCGCAGCCUGCUGCCGCGGCGGCUCCUCCCGGUGAAGGCCCAGAUCGCCCCAGCGGACAAGAAGAAGAACAGACGCUCGCUAGAACUAAAUCCAGCCAACGAACAUGCCACGUACGACUACCCGAAACUACUCAUAUCGAAAACCACCGACUCCCUAAACACCGAGUGUCCCAGGAAGCACUUGAACAAACAAGACUCGACUGACAGCUUAAAGAGGGCGCUCCUCGCCAAGGAGGACAAAAAGAAUGCGGAGAAGAAAGUCGCGAAACAAGACUCCAGCGAGAGUCUGAAAAAGGCGCUGUUGAGUCGACAGGACUCGAAUGACAGCCAGAAACGGUUGGAGACCGAGAAGUGGGCGCAAAAGGAAGAGAAGAGGGAGGUGAAACGGGGCGGUGAUAAGAAGGGACUGUUGGAGACUGAUAUAGAUGAUACGUAUAAGAGAAUAUACGAGAGGCGGACAGGGUGUGCCCGGCCCACGCUGCCACCGGUUGCAGAGAAGGGAGCUUCGCCUAAGUCUCCCAAUGGCAGUCCAAUCACGCCGGGCGUGGCGGCUGUAGCCGAGGGUGUGGUGCGGUGGGGCAGCGGUCUGCUGUCGCCAAGGGAGGAGCCGAGACUCCGACCGGCUAGAAGUUGGUACGGUUAUGGAACGCUACCGACGGACAGUGAUAAGAUGGGAGCUGGUGCGAAUGGACCAGGUGGUAGACGCGCUCUGGAGUUAAUACUGAGCGGCGGUCUGAAGUCGCUGGCUCGCACCAACAAGCCGGUGCGGCGGGCUGCCAGCAGGGACUCGGUGCUGUCGCAGCCACAGCCUCUGCUUGAAGGUCUCCGCAAAUGCUCCACGGUGCUGGCGCUGACGGACCGCGAGCGUGCGCCGGAGCCGAUCCGCGCGCACAACCGGCUGCGCGCGCCGUCCGUGUGCUCGAGGUGCUCGUCGCUGCUCUCGCUGGCCGGCGCUGGUGGCUCCAGAUAUUCGCUGGACGGUGCCGGCGGUUUCGUUCCCGCUGCGCCAAUCAACUGUAAGCUGUGUCUGGACGACGCGACAGCUGAUAAUGUGACCGUCAUAUCGGGCUGCGGCUGCGCAUUCUGCACGAAGUGCAUGCGCUCGUACGUCGAGUUCGAGAUCAGCAACGGCGCGUACGAGGUGUCCUGCCCGGACGCGCGCUGCGGCGCCGGCGCAGCGCUGUCCAUAGACGAGAUAUCGAAGCUGGUGACGAGUGCGCUGCUGGAGAAACACAUUAAGUUCCGGAUCAACCAUGAAGUGGCGAUGGACGCGAUGCGCGCGUUCUGCCCGCGGCCCGGCUGCGACACCAUAGUGCCGGUGCGCGCCGCCAGCCCGGCGCACUGUCCCAAGUGCAAACACGAUUUCUGCUCGCAGUGCAACCAAGAGUGGCACGGCGGUAUAACCUGCGAGGCGGCAGCCGCUUCCUCCUCCAUGGGCGGCGCGGGCGCGCCCCUCCUCGCCGACUCGGAGCUGAUCAAGCUCUGCCCGAUGUGCCGGGUGCCGAUCGAGAAGGACGAGGGCUGCGCCCAGAUGAUGUGCAAGCGAUGUAAACACGUGUUCUGCUGGUACUGCCUGGCCUCGUUGGAUGAUGAUUUCUUACUCCGGCACUACGAUAAAGGCCCGUGCAAGAAUAAAUUGGGACACUCUCGGGCUUCGGUGCUGUGGCAUCGUGCUCAGGUGGUGGGCAUAUUCGCCGGUUUCGGUUUGUUGCUGCUGGUCGCGAGCCCGCUGCUGCUGUUGGCUGCGCCGUGCAUCGUGUGCUGCAAAUGCAGAUUAUGCAAUCCCAACACGAAAAAUUUGGAAGAAGUCGACGAAAUAGAGAGCAUCAGUCCGGGGCGCGAGGACGACGAGCCGCGGACGCGGUACCUCACCGACUGACGGUACAGGAGCCUCAUGGACCUUACCCUGUACUGAAUAGAGUGCACUUUCCCGUGACACGUGCUAACGAAACAGUGAAAUUCGAAAGACGAAUAACAGUGAAAUAACGCGCGUGGGUGAUUUAAAAAUGGAACGGCGAAAGGAAAAACGCAUUUAUAUUAUGCAAUUGUUGUGAACGACCACUAGUGAUCAAGUGUUUCACGGCGGGAAGUGAUGUGAUUGGUUAAAACGUUCGCUUAUAACAUUUUAGAAUGCGGGUUUGAUUAAAAUUGCAUGGUGUAGAAUGGCGCGAAACUUCAUACGUACAUUUGAUGGUAAAAUCGAGUCAAACGAUUAUAAAGACGUAAACAAUUUCAAUAAAACAAUAGUGCUUCGAUUUUAUGAUCGCAUCAUGAAGACUUGUGUUUGAACCAUUUACAUUUAUGUAAGAAUCAUCCUGAUAACAAUACUAUUUGUCAAAUUUAAUGGAAAAUUUAUAGAAAAAAAAGAAUAUAUUUCCUAUUUUGAUCUCGGACUCGAAUUAGUGUGGGUAUUGUAACAAAAUAGGGGCAAAUCAUUAACUGUGAGCAAGAUACAUUUUUUAAAUUCGAAGCAAAAUUACGUGUUAUCUAUGGUUCUUAUCCAUCGAUAUUUGAUAAGAAAAAAAUGGGUAUAAUGCUAAAAAAAGAUUAAAAUUUAAGAAAAUUCUACAACUCACAGUAUAUGUAUUAUUUAUUGGUUAAAUAAAUGUGGCCUAUGUAUAAAUAUAACUAAUGAAAAGUAAAUUGUUUUACUGUACGAUUUAAUUAUGAAAAUUUGUGCUUAUUAUUAAAGCGGACAGGAAGAAACACUUACCUAGUACACAUGCUUUAUUUCAAAGGCUUUGUAGAACGAUAGCUAGCUAUGAACGAAACAAAACUGCCUACUUGUAACUUAGUGUCAAACCACUUCACUAUAAAGUAUUCGUUAUCUGUGUUUGUCCACUCUGUUAGAAAAUGAAACGAAUGGAAUAAAAUAUUCCAAAUUCAAAAUAUUUUUUAUUAUCUGUUCACGAAAGUAAUAAUUGCGCCAAAUUUAUUUGUAUCAUCUGUAUUUUGUAUCACAUUAUGGCUGUUUGAACAUUCUUUAGAUAUCAUUGUGAAAUGUAAAUACACAUUCAAUAGACAAAGAUGCGUUUGGUCUUUAGUGCAUCCAUUUUACGAUGGUGGUCGAGUACUUACUUUUUCCCUUAACAUACUUAAAUUCAGCAUUUUUCUUUUUACUUUUUUUUUUGGAGGCAACUAGAAAUGUAAAGUUUGAUAGAUCAUUUUACUUUUGCAUUUAUAUUGAUAUACAUUAAUAUGAAAUCACCUUCGUAAAAUGCUUUAUCUAUAAGAGGACUUUGAAAACGAUAAGAUCGUUAGAUGUUGUGGUUUGAUGUGAUUUUUACUAUUAGAAAGAAAAGUGAUAUAUGACUCGUUUGUGACAAAGGUUAUUUAAAAUUUGUGACUUAAUUUGUGCUUCUCAGACGAAACAGGUUUUUGUAUUUUUUACGUUUAAAUUGUGAAUUAUCUCAACAGUUCUAAUUCUGUAUUUGUAAUUAAGAUAUUCGAAUUAUUUAUACCAUUUGAGAACUCAAACUUGAAGUCUUAAUUUUAUUUUCGGCCAUCGAUUAUAGACAUUGACAGCCAAAAAUAGCGCCAAAUUUAACUGGGCGCUGAUUAAAUAAAGAUUUUCAACGAAUUAUCUUAAUUAAUGUGAAACCGUUAUAAUUUAACGUACAAGGCAAUCGCAGAUUGAAAAGGAAACUGGUAUAUUAUAAAUAAAAAAUUAAAGUUUAGUUAUGACAUUCGACUUGCGUAUCAAUUAACGAAACAACUCGAUAAAUACAACCGUAUUAACGAUAUUUAAUUAGUAGAAUGAAGACAAAACUGUUUACAGAAAAUUUUGACUGAUUUCGUAUAAUGAGACUGAAACACGAUCUGUCAGGGGCGACGAGUUCCCUCGCGGCUCCCACAGACUCGGUGUUAUGACGUUUUGCUACUUUAAACUUAUGCUUUUCAAGUUUGUUUUUAACUUAACGUAGGUAGAUAGUGUACUUUUAGUUAGUCAUUUCUAAUUAAGCGAGAGUUAUUAAGGUCAGAGCCAGUCGAUCGAGAGAGAUAAUGUAAUAGACCUUUUAAAUUUGUCCACACGAAAUAGUGGAAACAUACCAGCCAUUAAUUAUUUAAUUUAUUUAAAAUUAAAUGCAAAAAAAUAUAUGGAAUCACCAGAAGAAUUAACAUGGACUAUAUGCAUUAUGUUCUAUUUUCGUCUUUAUUUUAUGUUCGAAAUGUAUAGGAGGUAAUGUAAAAAUGUAUAAAAAUAUAUAGCAGAGAUUGGUGUGUUUUGCUUUUUGUGAUUACCUUCAUAGGUUAUGGACUCAUAUUCGAAAGUAGACAGUGGCUCUCAACAAGUCCCAUAAACAGCGCUUGACGCUAUUUUAACGUAUCACAUAGUUUUAUAUUACAAUUAAUGCGUCGUGUGAAUAAUGAGAGUAUUUAUUGAACAGUAAGCAAAAUAACAAAUAUAUUUUUGUGAAACUUCAAUGAACGAGUAAAUAGGUGUUGUGUAGUUAUUUUGCUUACUGUGUGUUUUUGGAUGUCUUAAACGUGUGUUAAGUGUAACUGCAAUGCAGUGAGAUAUUCAUAUUAUUAAUAUUUACACAACAUUAUUUUUCUAAUCACCUGUGAUUUUAUUCGGAUGUAAUCGUUGAAUCAUUACGCACCGCUUCUCAUGUGUGCGCUCACGAAGAGCCUUAACGAGUAAUUUAUUAGAAAAUUUUAAUAUUUAUGUCUUAAUGUAAUAAUAAUGUAAAUAAGGAAUAAUUGUACUUAUUAGAUGAGGUUCGAUGUAAUGACCGCCAUCCGGUAACGUAGUUUCGAUUUUGGAAUAUCUUUAAUCUUUAGUCUAUGACCAAAAUAGUAAAAAAAAAAAAAUUCUUCAUUACAUUCGAUCCUCAUAAGCUUGUCGUAGCAAGCUAGCUGAAGCAUUUGUAGACUUAUUCAGAAAUGUCUAUAGGUAACUAGAUUAAGAUUUUUUUUUUUU
Messenger RNA from Zerene cesonia (dogface butterfly), 5488 nucleotides. RefSeq lists its product as uncharacterized. The record is from RefSeq and is a predicted model, not a curated record. Gene Ontology annotation, cellular component: ubiquitin ligase complex; cytoplasm. Gene Ontology annotation, biological process: protein polyubiquitination; ubiquitin-dependent protein catabolic process; positive regulation of proteasomal ubiquitin-dependent protein catabolic process. The transcript has 12 exons. Bases 533 to 2443 code for a protein of 636 amino acids. Gene Ontology annotation, molecular function: ubiquitin protein ligase activity; zinc ion binding; ubiquitin conjugating enzyme binding. NCBI's taxonomy places the organism in Eukaryota, Metazoa, Arthropoda, Insecta, Lepidoptera, Pieridae.